UCCCAGACUGCGAGACAACGUGGACUCGGGACACUCUAGCCAAAAGCUCAUAUUCUGGUCGGGUACAAGUGUGGUUGGUGCACAACAGUAACAUCAGAGUCUCUGCACAGCUAGCGUUGAGCUGUAACGUGUAUUUUAUUAACAACCGGAUUUAGAAAGUAGCUACGUAAGGCUAGCGGGGAGCUUUAAGCAGUGUUAGUAAGCCAGCUAGCGUUGACGUUAGUCAGGUUGUUGCUUGCUGCACUCGGCGUGGUUUGAGAAGUAGUUAGCUUUAGCCUCCACUGCUGUUAGCCAGCGUUUGUUAGCCUUGAAUUGUGGUGCAGACCAGAGUAGGAGGAGGAAAUCUGCUUCAUGACAAUGACUGCAGAGGAACAGACAAGUGAAGGACAACACACCAUCCCAAUGGAGGGGGAGGACAUCACACCAAAGAAAGAUGGGGGUGUUUUAAAGCUGGUGAAAAGGGAAGGCACAGGCACAGAGCUGCCUAUGACCGGUGACAAAGUGUUUGUACAUUAUGUUGGCACACUUCUGGAUGGUACUCAUUUUGACUCGAGCAGAGACAGAGGAGAGAAGUUUUCCUUCGACCUGGGCAAAGGCCAAGUAAUAAAGGCAUGGGACAUCGGCGUAGCCACAAUGAAAGUGGGGGAGUUGUGCCAGCUCAUCUGUAAGCCAGAGUAUGCUUAUGGAUCUGCAGGUAGCCCGCCUAAGAUACCCCCCAAUGCCACUCUUGUUUUUGAGGUGGAACUGUUUGAUUUUCGAGGGGAGGACAUAACUGAGGAUGAGGAUGGAGGAAUCAUCCGUCGUAUUAUCACUAAAGGCCAGGGAUACUCCAAGCCUAAUGAAGGAGCUGCCGUUGAAGUAACUGUGGAGGGCACCUGUGAGGGACGCAUGUUUGACGAGAGAGAACUGAAAUUUGAGAUUGGUGAUGGAGAGAGUCUUGGCCUGCCACCUGGAGUGGAGAAAGCCAUCAUGGCUAUGGAGCAGGGAGAGGAGGCACUCUUCAAUAUCAAGCCUAAAUAUGGCUUUGGGAAUGCAGGAAAUGCAAAGUAUAACAUUCCUGGUGGAGCUGACCUGCAAUACAAGAUCAAGCUGGCAGCUUUUGAGAAGGCCAAGGAAUCGUGGGAGAUGAACACGGUAGAGAAGCUGGAACAGAGUGGUAUUGUCAAAGAGAAGGGAACACAGUAUUUUAAGGAGGGAAAAUACAAGCAGGCAUCAGUUCAGUACAAAAGAAUUGUGUCGUGGUUGGAACAUGAGUCUGGCCUGUCGGAGGAGGACGAGAAGAAAGCAAAAGCUUUGCGGCUGGCUGCACAUCUGAAUUUGGCCAUGUGCUUCCUUAAACUACAGGAGCCAAACCAAGCCCUAGAAAAUUGUGACAAGGCUCUGGAGUUAGACUCAUCCAGCGAGAAGGCUUUGUUCCGAAGGGGAGAGGCGCUGUUUGGUAUGAAGGAGUUUGACAGGGCGAGAGAUGACUUCCAGCGAGUUGUUCAGCUGUAUCCUGCCAACAAGGCUGCCAAGAGCCAGGUGAGUCUUUGUCAGAAACGCAUCAAGGAGCAGCAUGAGAAGGACAAACGCACCUACGCCAACAUGUUCCAGAAAUUCGCAGAGAGGGAUUCAAAGAAAGAAGCUGUGAGGGCGAAGAGUGAGAGCAAGGAGAACGGCGAUGAAGAGAUGGAGGUCGAGAACAGAGAAAAAGAAAUUGCAAGCGAAGCAAAAGCAUAGAUGAAGAUGUGACUGCAUUACGGUUCAUCUGUACUUCAGACUUUUGUAACUUUGUGUUUAAGGUGUGUGCGUGUGUGUGUGUGUACAUGAAAUGUGUGUAUGAGAACGAGCGUGUCAAAUGAGAGCACUGACUUCUGGGCACGUCUUUGCUGGCUUUCUCUUUGUCCGGGCUUUUUGCUGUGGCAGCUAGCCGAGCGGGUGGGGGCUUCCCCAGCUUGAUGGCACCGAGUGGACGUGGUUUUAAUAAAUGAAUCGAGUGCCACAACCCCACCCCUCUCUGAACCCUUUCAACCCACAGCUUUGAACUGUGCAUGUGUUUUCACAGUGUUUGGGGUAGGAAAAAAGUGCAUCCCAAGUGUUAUGUGCAGAAAUUCAAACCCUCACCCGUCAAGGGCUAGACCAUUGCACCACCCCUCCGUCCUUUACCCUUCCUCACAUUUUUGCCAUCCAUCCAACCCUCCUCUCAUGGGCCUACUGAUCAAUUCCUGGAGUUGUGAUGGCUGUGUGCAUAGAUAUGAUGUGUCUGAGUGUUAGAGUGCCUGUAUCCCAAAGUACGUAAUGUAGCAGCACUGUGGAUAGGUGGAGUAAUAAGACGUUUUCUUGGAAUAGCUGUUUGAGUUCGAACUUCUCACUCAGUCUAAAGAUGGAGCUCCCCCAUAGCCCCAAGGGUACAGGACUGUUCACCUUUGCUUUGACUUUGUACUUUUUUUUUUCCAGUGUUGUGCUUGUGAUUUCUGUAUUGUUCUCAAAAUGAUGAAUACAACCAAUUACUUAACUGGAAUAUGUGCUUUUCAAAGCAGCUACAGUAGAAAUGACAUUAAAUAGCUUCUCCUGGACACUCAAGUAAUAAAAAGAUAAGUCUUAGUCUUAACUUACUGUAAAAAGUACAUGUAUGACCGUGUGUAUACAGCUCAGAAGAUUCAGGCUGUUAAAGACUGUAUGAGGAAGAUCUGAGCCCUGUUCAUUUUAGUCAGCAGCACCUGUAGAGAGGAGCAGAAACUGAACUAAAGGAGCAAAUUUAAAACUGGGCUGUGGGCCGCACGUCAAGUUUAUCUGUGUUUGUUGGAAGGGUCCCUGUUUGGUUUGCCCUGACAGAAGGAUAUAAUAAACAAUAGCUACAAUUUGA
Molecule: messenger RNA, 2845 nt
Organism: Lates calcarifer (barramundi perch)
Lineage: Eukaryota; Metazoa; Chordata; Actinopteri; Centropomidae
Gene: fkbp4
Product: FKBP prolyl isomerase 4
Molecular function (GO): protein binding; peptidyl-prolyl cis-trans isomerase activity
Source: RefSeq, a predicted model, not a curated record